UCCCUACGUCAUGACAUCAUUGCCGCGUCACGUAAUUUCCACAGAGGCCUCGCUUCCAUGCUCUGCUGUACCCUGAGCUGUCACCGGGAGAGACGAAGGGCAUCCGGAAUACCGGCGGAGAGCAAGCCGCUGAAUCUUGUUUCUCGAGUGGACAAGCGGACCAGUGGACAGUGGACGCUUCAUUUGUCCCUCUGUAUCCAGGGACCGACCUCACUGAAGUUUUAUCUCGUCGUUGUCCUGAGGUUGAGGACGCCCGUUUUGUUGGACUAACCACCACUGCGUGUGUGUGUUGCUUUAAGAACUGCUGAUGCAUCGCUUAAGGACUUGUGCGGCGCGAUUACGCCCGCUCACCGCGUCACAGGCGGCUCAAACUGUUGGCCAACAACGGCCGGUCACAGUCACCUCCACAGGUGGCACAAGGACGUUUCAGCCAGUCAGGUGCUACACUGCACCUGUGGCCUUGGAGCCGUUCCUGAACGGGACAAGCUCCAACUAUGUGGAGGAGAUGUACUACGCCUGGCUGGAGAACCCCAAGAGUGUUCACAAGUCCUGGGAUGUAUUUUUCAGGAAUGCUAAUGCCGGUGCUCCUCCUGGUGCUGCCUACCAGUCCCCUCUGGUUCUGUCUGCGGCGUCAGGCCUCGCCGCUCCUCAGCUCUCCUCUCUGGUCGGAGCUCAGCCCAACGUGGAGAAGCUGGUGGAGGAUCACCUGGCUGUCCAGUCCCUCAUCAGGGCCUACCAGAUCCGAGGGCACCAUGUGGCCCAGUUGGACCCUCUUGGCAUCAUGGACGCCGAUCUGGACUCGUGUGUCCCCACUGACAUAAUCACCUCCUCCGACAAGCUGGACGUGGCUGUGUGCGAGGAGAGGCUGAGAAUCCUUACGGUAGGAGGCUUCUACGGUCUGGAUGAGUCCGACCUGGACAAGGUGUUUCGUCUGCCCACCACCACCUUCAUCGGCGGCUCCGAGAGCGCCCUGCCCCUGAAAGAGAUCAUACGCAGACUGGAGAUGUCGUACUGUCAGCACAUCGGGGUGGAGUUCAUGUUCAUCAACGACCUGGAGCAGUGCCAGUGGAUCCGAGAGAAGUUUGAGACUCCAGGAGUGAUGCAGUUCACUCUGGAGGAGAAGAGGACGCUGCUGGCCCGGAUGGUGCGCUCCACCAGGUUUGAGGAGUUCCUGCAGAAGAAGUGGUCUGCAGAGAAACGUUUUGGUCUGGAGGGCUGCGAGUCUCUGAUCCCAGCUCUGAAAACCAUCAUUGAUAAAUCCUCUGAGAAGGGCGUGGAGAACGUCAUCAUGGGCAUGCCUCACAGGGGUCGUCUCAACGUUUUGGCCAACGUUAUUCGUAAAGAGCUGGAACAGAUUUUCUGUCAGUUUGACUCCAAACUGGAAGCUGCUGAUGAGGGCUCCGGAGAUGUGAAGUACCAUCUGGGAAUGUACCACCGUCGUAUCAACCGGGUGACCGACAGGAACAUCACCCUGUCCCUGGUGGCCAACCCCUCUCACCUGGAGGCCGUGGACCCUGUGGUGCAGGGAAAGACCAAAGCCGAGCAGUUCUACUGUGGAGACAACGACGGCAACAGGGUGAUGUCCAUCCUGCUCCACGGAGACGCAGCGUUUGCAGGACAGGGUAUCGUCUAUGAAACCUUCCAUCUGUCCGACCUGCCAUCCUACACCACACACGGCACCGUGCACGUGGUCGUCAACAACCAGAUCGGAUUCACCACAGACCCACGCGUGGCUCGCUCGUCUCCGUACCCGACCGACGUGGCUCGAGUCGUCAACGCUCCCAUCUUCCACGUCAACGCCGACGACCCCGAGGCCGUCAUCUACGUCUGCAAGGUGGCUGCAGAGUGGAGGGCCACGUUCCACAAAGACGUGGUGGUCGACCUGGUGUGUUACCGUCGGAUGGGUCACAACGAGAUGGACGAGCCGAUGUUCACGCAGCCGCUGAUGUACAAACAGAUCAAGAAGCAGAAGCCAGUGCUGCAGAAAUACGCAGAGAAACUGAUCGCCGAGGGAGCCGUCAGCAGGCAGGAGUACGAGGAGGAGAUUGCCAAAUAUGACAAGAUCUGUGAGGAGGCUUACGCUCGCUCUAAAGAUGAGAAGAUCCUCCACAUCAAGCACUGGCUGGACUCCCCAUGGCCCGGUUUUUUCACUCUGGACGGACAGCCAAAGUCCAUGAGCUGCCCCUCCACCGGUCUGACUGAAGACGACCUAAACUACAUUGGACAGGUGGCCUCCUCCGUCCCUGUAGAGGACUUCACCAUCCACGGAGGUCUGAGUCGUAUCCUGAAGGGCCGGGCUGAGAUGGUUCGUAACCGCACGGUGGACUGGGCUCUGGGAGAGUACAUGGCCUUCGGAUCGCUGCUGAAGGAGGGGACGCACGUCAGGCUGUCGGGACAGGACGUGGAGCGUGGGACGUUCAGCCACCGUCAUCACGUCCUCCACGACCAGAACGUGGAUAAGAGGAUCUGUAUUCCCAUGAACCACCUGUCUCCUAACCAGGCGCCGUACACCGUGUGCAACAGCUCGCUGUCUGAGUACGGCGUCCUCGGCUUCGAGUUGGGUUUUGCGAUGGCGAGUCCCAACGCUCUGAUCCUGUGGGAGGCUCAAUUUGGGGACUUCCACAACACGGCUCAGUGCAUCAUCGACCAGUUCAUCUGUCCCGGUCAGGCCAAGUGGGUCCGACAGAACGGCAUCGUGCUGCUGCUGCCGCACGGCAUGGAGGGCAUGGGCCCAGAACAUUCUUCAGCUCGCCCGGAAAGGUUCCUCCAGAUGUGCAACGACGACCCUGACGUCAUGCCGACCAUCACCGAAGACUUUGCGGUGCGUCAGCUCUACGACUGUAACUGGAUCGUGGUGAACUGUUCCAGUCCUGCAAACUACUUUCAUGUUCUCAGACGACAGAUUCUCCUCCCAUUCAGGAAGCCUCUGAUUGUCUUCACUCCCAAAUCCCUGCUGCGUCACCCAGAGGCCAGAUCCAGCUUUGAUGAGAUGCUGCCUGGAACUCACUUCCAGAGGCUGAUCCCAGAGGGAGGCUCGGCAGCGGAGCGUCCGGAGGAGGUCAGGAGGCUCGUCUUCUGCACGGGGAAGGUUUACUACGAGCUCACCAAAGAGAGGAAGAACAGAGGGAUGGAGGGAAGUGUGGCCAUCGCUCGCAUGGAGCAGCUGUCUCCGUUCCCGUUCGACCAGGUGAAGGCGGAGUCGGAACGUUUUCCCAACGCUGACCUCGUUUGGUGUCAGGAGGAGCACAAGAACCAGGGUUACUAUGACUACGUAAAGCCUCGCAUCAGGACCACCAUCCAGAGAGCCAAACCCGUCUGGUAUGCUGGCAGAGAACCAGCAGCUGCUCCGGCGACGGGAAACAAAAACACUCACCUGAUGGAGCUGCGGCGUUUCCUGGACAUCACCUUCGACCUGGAUGCGUUCAAAGACCAGCAGUAGACCUGCAACGCCUGGAAUCAACCCUCACCUGUCUGACCUUUGACCCCUACCCUCCUGGAUUCAGUUGUGACACUCAGACUGCACACACACACACACACUGUAAUACUGCAUACUGGAGUCUACAGCUACUCUGUACUGUUGAGCAAGCAGUACACCAUCAAAUACUGCACACUGUGUCAUGUACUACUAAGUUAACAGUACAUGAGUGUGUACUACAUACAGAUUACCACUUGGUUAAUUUCAUGAGUUUCAGUAGAGAAGUGCACAAAAACAAACUUAAAUAUUUUGAGGAGAUCGACAGCAGACGUAAAUGUUUGACUCAGUUUACUGUGUACUAAGUACUAUUGUAGUGUACUGUCAGUAGCACAUCAGUACAGCUCUCACUCAGCUCAGUUAUUUGGUGUGUAAAAUGUCAGAAAACAUGAAGUAUUCUGCUUACUGUGACACAAAUCAGAAUGAACUGGUGGUUUGGUUUGAUGAACUGUUAAUCAGUUCAGUUAUUUAUUCUCCUGCGGUGAGUCGGAUUUGCUGUCAGUAAACCAGCCUGUUGUUGUUUGUUUACAUAAAAUGGAAGGUGGUGAGCCAUCACCUUCAUCGUCAUCAUCACCUUCAUCGUCAUCAUCACCAUCUGAGGAGUGGAAACAAGUGAAGUUCAGCUGUCCACAUACUUUUGGCCCUGUGUAGUUAAAGCUCAUGUGAACUUAAUGACUGAUCAAACACUGUGUACUUCAUGGUAUCAGUAUGUAGUCUCACUUGUACUGAUAAAAACCACUAAAUACUGUACAGUCUGUGCAUACUAAUUUGUUAGUAGUGUAUACUGGAGUACACUUUGUGAUACUUCAUCAGCAGUACAGACAUUGUGUUUCACAGAUCUCAGUAUGCAGUAUCAGUACUAUGUUUGCUGUCAUCACAACAGUACAUUCAGUACAGCAGCGUCAGGCUCAACUCCAACACAGAAACGUUUAUAAAACAGUCUGACAACAUUUUGGUUGCUGAAUAAUAAAAGUGUUAAAUUGACAACAUUUUGAAUGAAGUCUGGUGUUGCAGUUACGAUGCCGAGUGCUGCUUCAGUACUCAGCAUCGUAACUGCUGAGCAGCCUGGACAGUCGAGUCACACGGAAACUUUUCAGGCAACACGCACACACCCACACACACCUUCCUCCGUCCACACGCUCCAGCAGGUCAGCAGUUAUUACGUUGUCAUCAUCGCACACACACAGGAUCAUCACACACCAACACACCAGUCAGCUCUUCUUCAUGUGAAAUGUUGCAGGAAACAUUUUGUUUUCUUUUUUUUUUUCUUUCAAUGGCUCAUUAGCAUCAUUAGCUUUGUUAGCGCUCUCCACUGAAAACGAAUGGGAGCCCGGCUAGCUGGGGGAAGCGUAAUGUUUGAGGUUUGGAGGCACGCCGGCAGGUGGAGGUAUUUUUUGCCUUUCAGCAGGUGUGAUAGCUCUUUAAGGAAAGUCUGUAAUUAGUCACUAUGGCAACGCUUAACUCGCACACUGAGAUUUUAUUGGUCUUAGAUUUGAAGGGAUAUUUUGGGAGUAAAAUGGCUGAGAUCUGCGCCACCAGGUGUCCUGACAUGAACCAGAUGCACUGCUGAUCAUAAUUUAACCCGUCGGCUUCUGUCUCUCUCUCUGUCUGUCUCUCUUUCUCUCAGUCUGUCUCUCUCUCAUAUUUUUCCCGUGCCAAAAUGGAUCAGAGCGUCUCAUCUUUUUAUUCUUUUCUCGUGUCCGGCGAGCAGCUGAAUGAACUCUUGUCAGCAGGAAAACAAACAGACAAUAAACGACAACAGAAGAUGAAAUCAGCUGCAGGUGUUUGUUUUGGGCUUCUGUGAGACAAAGAAAAUGAUUUAUUUAUUUUCAUAAUAGGGGAUUGAAAUUCUUUUCAUUGUGUUGCUUCAUUCAAUAAAGAAUCCUGUAUGUUCUGAAGA
Messenger RNA from Scatophagus argus, 5372 nucleotides. It is a transcript of the gene ogdha, whose product is annotated as oxoglutarate dehydrogenase a. The transcript has 24 exons. Lineage: Eukaryota; Metazoa; Chordata; Actinopteri; Scatophagidae. Bases 308 to 3439 code for a protein of 1043 amino acids. The record is from RefSeq and is a predicted model, not a curated record. Gene Ontology annotation, biological process: tricarboxylic acid cycle. Gene Ontology annotation, molecular function: oxoglutarate dehydrogenase (succinyl-transferring) activity; thiamine pyrophosphate binding. Gene Ontology annotation, cellular component: mitochondrion; oxoglutarate dehydrogenase complex.